This is a messenger RNA of Knipowitschia caucasica, 933 nucleotides long. NCBI's taxonomy places the organism in Eukaryota, Metazoa, Chordata, Actinopteri, Gobiiformes, Gobiidae. The record is from the annotation of a GenBank genome assembly.
AUGGCGUUUGGAGGCCGCGCGAAUGCGGAGCAGAGCCGGGACAUGGUGCGCGCCUUCCUUGACAGAGGACACAGCCGAGUGGACACUGCCUUCAUGUACGUGGACGGGAAGUCAGAGGCGAUGAUCGGGAACAUGGACCUGCCCAAAACAGUGAGUUUAGCCACCAAAGCAAACCCGUGGGAUGGAAAGACCCUGAAGCCGGAGAGCGUUCGGUCUCAGCUGGAGACCUCACUCCAGAGGCUGCAGAGCGACUGUGUGGACCUCUUCUACCUCCACGCUCCGGACCAUUACAACCCCAUAGGGGACACUCUGCUGGCCUGCCAGCAGCUGCACCAGGAGGGUAAAUUCAAGGAGCUGGGUCUGUCCAACUAUGCGUCGUGGGAAGUGGCUGAGAUUGUGAGCAUCUGUAAACAUCGCGGCUGGAUAGUCCCCACAGUUUAUCAGGGGAUGUACAAUGCCACAACUCGACAGGUGGAGACGGAGCUGCUUCCGUGUCUGCGAUACUUUGGGAUCAGAUUCUAUGCCUAUAAUCCACUUGCAGGUGGACUUCUCACUGGGAAAUAUCACUAUGAGGACAAAGACAGAGGUCAGCCUGAAGGACGCUUCUUUGGGAACAAUUGGGCAGCAGCGUACAGAGACAGAUACUGGAAGCAGAGUCAGUUCGAGGCAAUUGCGCAGGUGCUGAAUACUCUGGAGGAGGUUUACGGAGCCGACAAACCCUCGCUGACAUCUGCCGCCAUCAGAUGGAUGUACCACCACUCACAGUUGCAGGGGGAGCUGGGAGACGGUGUCAUCAUCGGGAUGUCCAACAUGGAGCAGCUGAAGCAGAACCUGGACGCAGUUGAAGAAGGAGUUCUGGACGAUCGAGUGGUUUCUGCUUUUGACGAGGCCUGGAGCAGGGUGGCCCACGAGUGUCCCAACUACUUCCGCUAA